AUGGCGAAAAUCCAUCCAAGUUUGAGGGUUCUUAUGUUUCCAUGGCUAGGUCAUGGACAUAUUUCUCCUUACCUUGAACUAGCCAAAAAACUCUUUGCUAAAAACUUCAUGGUUUACUUGUGUUCCACCCCGGCAAACUUAACCUCAGUGAGAUCGAAACUCAGCGAAGAAGAAGAGUUCAAUGAGUCAAUCAAACUUGUUGAACUCGAAUUUGAAUCGCUUCCGGAACUUCCACCUAAUUAUCACACCACCAAUGGACUCCCACCCCAUCUGAUGCCUACUCUCAAAGAGGCCUUUGAUUGUUCUGUUCCCGAGUUUCUGGACAUUCUCACUGAUUUGAAUCCUGAAUUGCUCAUCUACGACAUCCUCCAGCCUUGGUCCGCGGUCGCGGCGUCCGUUUCCGGCAUCCCGGCGGUUGAGUUCAUCACCGGAAGCGUCGCAAUGACUGCGCUUGGCUAUCACUCUCUUGUGUCACCACCAGGUACGGAGUUCCCCUUUGAGAGCAUUUUCUUUCGCGAUUACGAAUCGGCUUUGAGAGAGAAAUUGUUUGUGCAUGACAAAGAUUCACAAUCUUUCACCCAAUGCAUUGAAUGCUCUAAAAAAAUGAUCUUAGUUAAGAGCAUUGCGGAAGUUGAGGGAAAAUACAUUGAUUAUUUCUCGUCCCUAACUGGAAAAAAAGUCAUCCCUGUUGGUCAUUUGGUUCAAGAACCUAACUUUAAUGAUUAUGUUGAUAAGGAUUGUGAAUCAUGGAUUUUCUUAACAAGAAAGAAAAGGGUUCAACCAUCUUUGUUUCUUUUGGGAGUGAGUACUUUUUGUGUGACAAAGAUUUGUUGGAAAUCGCUUAUGGGAAACGAAACUUCCCUUGAAGAGGUCUUGCCAAAAGAUUUUCUCAUUAGGGUUGGGGAUAGGGGAAAAGUUGUGAAUGGAUGGGCGCCACAAGCAAAAAUUCUGACUCAUCCUAAUACUGGCGGAUUUGCUAGCCAUUGUGGUUGGAAUUCUGUUCUUGAAGGCAUGAAAUUUGGGCUUCCUAUCAUUGCUAUGCCAAUGCACCUUGACCAACCUGUCAAUGCUCGUUUGAUUGAAGAACAUGGAGUCGGGAUCGAGGUUUUGAGAGAUUCAAGUGGCAAUCUUCAAAGGGAGACAAUUGCAAACGUUAUCGAUAAAGUGGUGAAAGGAAUUGAUGGAGAGAAAGUUAGGGAGAAGGCAAAAGAGAUGAGCAAGAAGAUUCAAAACAAGGGAGAGGAAGAGAUUGAUAAUGUGGUGGAAGAGUUGGUACAACUCUGUUUCGAGAAGGAUUAUUAUUAAGUUCUAGCCUACAUUAGGUACUUUAAUAGGCAAUUGCAGUUUAUUUUUCUCUUGUAGUGUG
Molecule: messenger RNA, 1366 nt
Organism: Oldenlandia corymbosa var. corymbosa
Lineage: Eukaryota; Viridiplantae; Streptophyta; Magnoliopsida; Gentianales; Rubiaceae
Source: the annotation of a GenBank genome assembly